CUAGGACAUGGAUCGGGUUGGCGGCUGCAGCGAGCUUCAAGCUUCAGGCUCUGUUCUAAUUGCCACAGGCGAAGAGCACGUGCAAUUUGCUCAUGUGUUACGAAUCCAUGGUAUCAAUUUGCCAAUCGUGUGACUCAAAAUUGCUUCAAUCUCGACCUGUGGCCAAUACCGUACGCCCAAUAUCAGGACGAAAGUCCUCUAUCCUGCAUCGGUGCGAGGAACUUUUUACCGAUGUUACAACAAAUUGGGAAUGCAUGGUGACUUUUGAUGUCUCAUGUACUCCUCAAUCAAGUUGACUCAAGUGCAAAGAACUCAUUUGGUUCAUUUGUGGACAUUUUGCACCUCAUGAGGUAUAAAUGUCUACGACAUGCAGCUGAAAGAGUAAGGGGAAAAUGUCUCUAGUCGUUGCCAUAGCCGAGAGGUUCUUCUCAGGAAGAUCACGUUGCAUGAGGGUUUUCCCCGGUGACCUUGAAGCGCAACCCUGCUGUGGCAUACGCAAAACCCUAGUUGGGAUGUCGGGAAGAUGUUAGCAGUAAGCAGACGAAUCAAGAGUACGGUGCAAAGACUGGCUCUUGGUGAGAUGGGUACCUUCCAUCUCAAAAUGACAUGAGUACGAAACGAGAUAAGAGGAUGUAUUAAGGUUUGCAAGCGAGCUCGUUUCACACUCUGUACCUUGGCGACGACGCACUGCAUGAAUUUUGGUUGAAGGCUCCGCGAAAGACCUUAUUCGAGGGAUGAAUUUUGGUUGAAGGCUCCGCGAAAGACCUUAUUCGAGGGAUGGCAGCACAGGAGGCCGCAAAUUGGGCACUAGCUUGCAUCAGACCUGCACCACCUGGAUCGCCUCCAUUCUCCACCUUGACAGAUGAUCAGAUUCUGGCGCUUCACUUUCUGUUCAACAAAACUCUGGACAAGGCGGUGCGGAUAAUAGAGCAGGGAGGAGUGUACCGACUUGUGGCUGAACCGAGUAGACGAGAGGUGUUUCAGGUGAUGGGGAAUCCGAAAGAAAAUCAGCACUACGUGUGUUUCCCCGAGCAUUUCUGCUCGUGCCAUGCGUUUUUCUUCGACAUCGUAUCUCGAGGUCAUCAAAUUUGUUGCAAACAUCAACUGGCUGCAAGAUUAGCAGCAGCUCUUCAGGUCUUUAAACCGAUCACCGUCACCGACGUUGAACUCACACAGCUUCUACUGGACAUGUGAAUUGGGUCAUCGUCCCACAUCAGAUUCUGUUCGGUUCACCAGGUCCAGAACCUAAGGAUCGAAUUCGAACGACGAUACACAUUUGACAUGGUACAUGGUGCCGGAGCGGCGACCUAGACGCCAGGUGAAACUCAUCUCACGCCUUGUAAGAAAUCGGUCAACAAAUCUUACCGUUUCUGAAAAUUAUGCAUGCAGUUCCGCCAGUCACACUCAUUGGAUCGAGGCAGCUGGCGCAGACACUUACAGGCCCCUCUGGAUCCCGAAGAGGCUCACCAAAUGAGGCCAAUGCUUACGAAUCCAGAUCAGCGCAGCCUCCAGAAGUAGGUCACUUCUAGUCACAGGACUGCCAGUCGAAGAACAACCAGUUGAUGACAUUUUCGAUCGGUGGAAGUCAGUCCAUUCACUUCCUGAGUAUGUGACUGAAGGGUUUUGUAAUUACGAACAGAGCCUGAGGAUAAAACCAGUGAAGAACUUGCACUGCACACAAACUGCCACACCGACAUCAUGUCCUGCUCUGCUAUGCACUACUAACUCCAGAACACAAGUCGUACAUGCUGUGCAGAUUCUGCGAUGUCAAAGUCUGUGCAUGUCCUACACCCUCGGCCUCGUAGUAUGUACGCCCACACCGUAAGACAUGAAUUGUACUGUUUGAACAAUGAUGAUCAGAUAAUUCUCAGCUGAAGGGUUGCGUUGGAGGCACCUGAAUCCGAACAGAGCGAAGAGGAUCUUCUGUAGAAUGAGGCAAUCUUUUUGUCGCCUGUGUAUGACUAACAUGUAGCCUGAAAGUUCUCAUCUGAUAAUAAACAGAGACCAGAUUACGUGCUGCGGACAACCUUUUGCACAAGGUGGUGUUUCUUGCAGUGCAUGUUCUGCUGGUACCAGUGAUGGAGCUAAUCUGCACAGGUGAGAGUGAUACAACAUCAUUUCGUCAUAACCUGGGAGGAAUUGAGUGCCAGCUCGCAAUGAAGACAACGCUAACAUUGCGACUUGCACUGCAAUGAAGGAAAACCAAUUCUCUUGUUCGUGAAUACCAUUCUGAAUAGUGGUCUGAAAUCAGGAACAUGCGAAGUAAGUAACAAGGAUUUGGAUCAUGACGGGUUUGCUACAUACAGUAGUUAGAUUUCGAGGUCUAAAUGCAUACCUAGUUUAUCGAUGAUUGUGAUUUCAUAUUAUGAUUAAAAUGCUUUAGUUAUAU
Marchantia polymorpha subsp. ruderalis is the source of this 2389-nucleotide messenger RNA. NCBI's taxonomy places the organism in Eukaryota, Viridiplantae, Streptophyta, Marchantiopsida, Marchantiales, Marchantiaceae. The record is from the annotation of a GenBank genome assembly.